Paramecium sonneborni is the source of this 8227-nucleotide messenger RNA. Lineage: Eukaryota; Ciliophora; Oligohymenophorea; Peniculida; Parameciidae. The record is from the annotation of a GenBank genome assembly.
AUGAGUUAAAAUAUGAAUUUAUCAUAAAAUCUACGUUAUGGGUCUUUUAUUAGAAUUAGCGGAAAAGGGAGCAACGGAACUAAAGGUAUUAUAACUUCAAAAGGGUAAAACCAUCAAAUAUUAAUCUCUUAGUUUUUUCGAUCAUGCUGUUUAUUUCCAAACGUAUGAAGAUAUGGAAGAUAUUAAUAAUUUUCGGGAUGGAAUUUUUCAAAUAUUGCCAAGAGGAAGUUUUGAAAUUCAUGAUGAAUAUUUGAAAGGAAUGUAAGAUGUUUUUUUUAAAUUUUAUAGGGAUAAAUCCCCAAGUUUGUAAUAAAGGAUGAAAUCUGAAAAAGAAUAGUAUUUCAAUAUGAUUGAUAAUAAAAUGAAUGAGGAAGUUUAUUUUAGGUAUAUUGUUAAAAUAUAUUUUUUUUAGUUCAGAAGUAAUCUUUUAGCAUGUAGAAUCAGGAUAGUAUUUAGCUUGUUCUGAAGAAUGUAGUGAUUCAAGAAGUGAUAGUUUUGGACUAAGACUUUAAUAAUUUUUAUCUAGCAGAAUUAUUUUCAAAAUGGAGCCUAGCAAAAAUUACUAAUAAACAGGAAGACCUAUAAUUUCUAAAUAAUCUGUAAAAAUCUAAUCAGAUAUAAAUAAAUUUUGGAUCGAUAAGAAUAUGAGAUAGCCAGUAUAAUUAGAUCAUAAAUCAACUUAAACUGGUUUGAAAGUGUAAUUGAAAGCAUUAUAAGAAGAUUCUCAUAGAUAUGAAUUAAUUGUUAGUCAUUAUUCUGACAGCGAAUGGAAGAUAUAAUUAUAUGAUAAUUAUGAAAAGCAUCAACUCAACAAAUUAAAACUAAAAACAAACGAGGUAGUAACUUUUAAAUGUUCUAAGACUGACACAUAUUUAGGAGCUGAUUUAUAAAAUAAUUAAAUUGUUCUUAAACCUCCCUUACAUAAUCAAUAGAUUCCUGUUGAAUGUUUAUGGGAGUUGUAAUUUCAUGAUAAAUUUACAAAUGAAUUACCAACAAUUACAUUAUAACCUAGAACUUUAGCUUAAAUACGUCAUUCAUUUAUAGGAUAAAAUAAUAUAUUGUUUCCUGGGAAUCAAAUAAAUUAAUAGUAUAAUUAAAAGAAUGCAACAGAAUAGAAUUAAUAAAUGAAUAAUUAACAAAGAUGUAAAAAAAAUGUAUCAAAAUAGUUAAGAUUAAGACAUGUAAUAACUGGUAAAUUAUUAUUUUGCUAAGAUCAAUUUGAUGAACAUGAUUGUUUCCCAGCAAUUUUAUCUGAAGAUUCAUGCACUAUUGGUUUAUAAUUAGCCAAUAGGUAUGAAAGAGAAUUUAUAGAUUCAUCUUAUGUUAAUUUGAUAAGAGAUGAUAAUGUCUUAACAUCUAUAAUAACAAAAUACUCAAUGAAAGCAUCAAUUGAUGGUCGAAUUAAAAAAUCAGAAAAGGUGCAAGGACCUGAAGGUUUUUAUAAAUAAUUAAAAUAUGAACAAAACACUAUUAAAUGCGGAUUUAGAGAUAGAGCUUUUAGUAAACCAUUUAUUAUUCACAGAAUUAAAUAAUCAUUUUUUAAAAUAGUCUUAUAACCAUUUUCAGCUUAUGAUUAAAUGCUACACUUUGUUCAUUAACUUUAAUAAAACCAUUAAAAUUUUGCUUAUAUUAUUUCUACUGAGCGAAUGUUUGAAAUUUAAUUUUUAUUGAAUCGUUUAAAUGAAUAUUUAAUGGAUAAAAUUGAUAUUAGUGAUGAAAAUGAGGAUGAUUUACCUAUUUUUGAAAGAUAAAUAAUCCUUAAAGAGCUCUAUUUUACUGAAAUAUUAGUAGAAUUGCUUUAUUAUUUAUGUUAUAAAAAAGGAACUAAGAAAUUAUAAAUUUGGAGAAAACAAAAAGAGGAAAUCUAAAUGAUUUUUUUAUCAGCUUAUUAACUCAUUACUAAACUAAUCUAAAAUAAUAUUGUAACAAAACUUUAUGUUUCGUAAUGGCUUGAAAUGUUUUUACAUUAAUAUAUGUGUUUAAGUUAACCAGCUAUCUAAUCUUUUUUAUCUGAAAUGUUAGAUAACAAUAGAGAAGCUAUUUAAAAAUUUUUAAAUGAAAACAUUAUUAAAAAACUUAUAGAAUUAAUUUUGUAACAAUCACCUCAUGAUAAAUAUCUGAAAAUAUUAAAUGCUAUUUGUGUUUCAAGUGAUUAAGCUAUUAGAGAAAAUCAAAGAUUAGUACUUGAAAAUUUUUUUAAACUAGCUCCUCCAAGUAUGUUAUUUAAUAUAACUUAAUUUUAGAUUUUAAAUUUGAUUUUAAGAUUAAAUAAGGACAUAUUUAUAUUUAAUCUGCUGAAUAAUUAAAUUAUUCAAGAUGGUAAAACUUAGAAUAAUUUUAUAAAUCAAGUUUAAUGAAUGAUAAUUUAGAAUAUUGGAAUUAUUUUAUUAGUUAUUUUGAUUUAUUAGGUGAUGUAUCUAUGAAUAGAUUUGCAUAAGCUAAAGAGUUUAUUGAUUAGAAUUAUUCUCUAGAAAUAUUCUGUAAGAUAUUAUAUUAAGCUCAAUCUUUUCAUAUGUUCAAUUUGAUGAAACCUUUUUUAAAAUUAAUACGAUAUGCCUAUAUUGAUACUCCACCUUUUUAGAAAUUCAAAAAAUUAAGAGUAGUCUAAUUUACAGAUUUGAAUGGGGAUAUUAUAGAUCAGACAACAAUUUUACCAAAAACAAGUCCAUUAUUAGAUGUAAUGGGUUUUCUAUUAUAAUAAUUAGAGAAAAUUGAUCUUUUGCAUAAUAAUAUUGAAUUUUCAAAAAACUUAUAAUCAGUAUUAUAGGUACUUAAAUGUUCUAUAGAAAUGUAAUUUUGGGUUGAUAUGGAUUAAAUUAAAGUUAUAUUGACUGCUAUGUAUAAUAUUUGUUCAAGCAUAAAGAAUUUUAAUUUGAUUAGAGAUUAAAUUGAAACUCCCAAUCCUUAAUCUUGCUCAAAUAAUAAUAUUCAUUUAAGUAAAAUUUAUCAAAGUGAAGAAAAAGAAACUCAUAUUCAUAAAAAAAUAAAAUCUACUAGACUAAAUGAAACAAAUAAUAUAUUUAUGACAUGCAAACAGCUUGCUUGUGAAAUCAUAAAUACCAUUUUUGAUUUAGAAAAUAAUAUUAGAGUAUUUAUGUGCUCAAAAUCUUUUAAAGAAUAACUUUUGUAAUUAGAAUUAGUUGAUCCUUAUUUACCUAAUGUUUGUGAAAAUCCAUAGAGUGUUAAAGAAAGUAAUACUUUUAAUAAAUUGCCAAAAUAAAAUUAAGCAUUUAUAAAAGCGAUAAAAUAAAAAUUCAAGGAUUAAAAUGCUUCUGAAGAAAAAAGUUUAUAUGAUAUUACUAAUUGGAUUAAUUAAUUUAGAUAAAUAAUCACUGAGAGAUCACUUUCUAAUUUUGAAAAUUUUGAAUUAAUUUUUGCAGAAUUAUCAUUUUAUGAAAAUCUAUAUCUACCUAAACAUUCUGUAGAAAUCUUAUCAAGAGCAUAUGGGUAAAGAAAAGAAUUAAUUUAAAAUUUUGAAAAGGUUAUUAUAGUUGUUUCUGGUAAAACAUUAGAAUUAAGUUAAUUAACAAAAUAAAUCAUGAAUAAAUUAGAUAUUUUAUAUUAGUCUGAAUUUUAUACAAUGUAUAAAGAAUCAAGUAAUAACAUAAGAACAAGUGUAAUUUGGUAUCAUUCAAAUGAACACUAAAAAGCUGGUCUAAUAUAAAAUUUAUUUCAAUUAGGAAUGUAUUUAAAGAAAGACUUUGACAAAGGAAGAUCUUUAAAUCCUCUAAAUUUUGAAGAUUAUAAGCCAGAUAAUCAUUCAACUAUUGCAUUUUGCGAAAGAGAAUAAAAUUACAAGUUACAUUAAACAAUUUUAAUGGCUUAAGAAAUACACAUACCAUUAUUAGAUUUUAUUUAAAAUUUUAAUUUAGAUUACUCAACUAUCUAUUGGAAACUUUUACAUUCAAUUUAUGAUUUUCUAACAAUUCUUAUUUGGAAUAAUUCUGAAAAUAAAUAAGUCAUCAUGAGUAAUAAAAAAUUGAUUCAAAGUAUCGAAUAACAUUUAAAAUUUAAUAUUGGAGCUAUUGAUUUUCUAAAAGUUUUAUAUGCUGAUAAUAAGCAAUUGCUUUAUAGUGAGAGGGAAGUUUCAUUUAUAUUGCAAUCAGUUGUACCUGUUUGUAAUGAUUAAUCUAUUAAUAAUUAUUUUAAAUCAAAAAUAUUAGAUUUCAUAAAAGUUUUAUUGUUAUCUAAUUCAAAUUAUAUUACAUCUAACUAAACCUAAAUUCUUCAGAAAUUUCAAGAAAAAUAGUACAACAAAAUUAUUUUACGAUUUAGUAUUUAUAUUGAACAAACACCCAUAUCUUAAGAAGAUAAUAGUUUUAGCGAUGUUACUUCAUCUUUAGAUGGCUAAUCAGACUCAGAAACAUUCAUAACUGAAGAAUUAUUUAACAAGUGGAUUGAAGAUUAUUAAAAAGGGUAUGAAAAUAUAGGUUAUGGAUUUCAUGAACUUUAUAUAUCUCCAGAAUUAACAUAUCUUUAUAAAUUUUUUGCUGUUUUUAGCUAACUAGUUGAAGAGAAACACCAAAUUAAUAUAAAAAAAUGUUUGAAAAUUCAUAAGUUUGAAGACUUAAUAGUCUUAUUAUAUUAAGCACAGGAUUGCUGGCCUUUGAAAAGACAUCUUCGAGCAUAUAUCAAUAGAUUAUAUUAUAGUAAAGCAAGUGAUAAUUUCGAUCUUAUUAUCAAAAUUGAUUUACUUACUAUAAUUGACGAUUUAUAAAAAACUAUUGAUUAUUUAAUAUUACCAUAAUAUUCAUAUAUGGCAAUGACUAUUAUUUAAGCACCUGUAAGAUACAAAUACUUAAUGAGUUAUAUUUAUUUAAAUUUGGAGGAAAUUUUAAUAUCCUUAAAUAGUCUUUUUUUAAAUGAAUAAUUCCUUGAAUAUUUAGAAGAAUUAAUACUUUUUAAUUCAUAGAAUUCAAUAUAUAAAUUACAUCUUUAACUAUUCGAAAUUUGUCAAAAGCUAUAAAUUAUUGAAAAAAUUUAUGCUAAAGAAAAUCUAGGACAUUUAUGCUAAUUGUUAUUAGAUAUAUUUUAAAGUAUUAUCUCAGGAUUUGAAAUAAAAGUACUAUUAAUGAGAGAAGGUUUAUAUUUAAGCAUGAUGGAAGAAACUAUCUUAUCUUAAUACUUAAAAGUACAAAAUCAAUAAGAUCUUACAAAGACUUAAAUAAAUAGAUUAUAUUAGAUAUAGAAAAAUCGAGAAAUAUAUAAAUAGUUAUUAUAAAAUAGUCAAGAUUUAUCUGUUAAAUAAUAUUUAGUUCAUCAAGUAUUUAGUUUAGAUUAAUAAUUUAUUAAAGAAUCUAAAUUACAAAAUACUUUAGAGUUUUGGAAAACUUAAUCCAAAAAUAGAGCUAAAUCAGGUAAAUAGGAUAUGAAUGAUUUGAUUAAUCAUAAAUUAAGGAGAAUAAUGAAGAAUUGGAGUUUUAUACCAUAAUUUUCAUAGUUUUUAGAUGAAGAAUUUCAUGAAGUAUGUAAUAAAUUAUCUUAAAUUGGUAAAUAAUCUUAAGAUGCCUAUUAAACAAAAUAUGAAGUCACAACACUUUAAGAUUUUAUAUAAAAUAUAAUUUCAAUUUGUGCAAACACUAGAGAAUAAUAAUUUUCAGAUGAUAUUAGAAUUUUCUUUUUAAGAUUAUUAAGUAGAUUAAUAACAGAAAAUAAUCUUAGUAAUAAAUAAAAAAUGGUUGAAGUUGAUCUUUGGACAAGUGAAUUUUGGAUUGAUUAUAAACAAGAAAUUAAUCAUGCUUAAAAUUUACUUACCAAAUGUGGAGCUUAAGAUUUGAUUUUAUUCAUUUUAUCAGAAAGCUUCUUAGAAAUUAACUUAACUUUAUUAAAUGAAUGUCUAUUAUUUUCAAUAGCAUUUUUGUUAGGAGGAAAUACAUAAGCAUAAAAUGCAAUUCUAGAGAAAUUAAAAUAAGAUUCUCAAAAUUAAAUAUUAAUAAACAUUAAAGUUAUCAUCACUAAACUAACUAAAGUUAUAAAUAAUAAUUUCUCUAUGGUUAUGUAUCACAAUACUAAAAGUGGUGAUUUUAUUUAAACUGUUGAUAACUAUGACUUUUAUAAUACUAGUACUAAAGUAAUGCAAAGAGUAAAUGUAGUUGAUCCUGAUGAUUAUAAAGAAACCAAUUUCAAAAAAUAGUGCUUGGAUGUGUUGUGUAGAUUUUUUAGAGUGAUGCAAUUACUUUGUGAAAAUAAUAAUAGUGAAAUGAAAGAAUUUUUUAGAAGAUAAACUGAUGAGGUAUUUUGAUAAUGUUAUUAAUUUUAGUAAAAUAUUACAAGAAUAAAUUCUAUUAAUUUCAUUGAGUUCACAAGUGUAUAAUUAAGAACAUAUCUAAAAAUAUUAUCUAGAGCUAUCAUUAUCAUACCUGCAUCUAUCCUUGAUUUUAUUAAUGAGGUAAUUCAAUUACCUUGUAUUGAAAAUUAAAUAACAUUAUGUCACACUACUUUUUUUGAAGAUGUUAGCAAUAUGGCCCAUUUCUUUAAAAAUAAUUCUAAUUAGCUAUAAAGAUUAUUUGAUACUGAAGAUGACUUAUAAGAAUUAUAAGAAUUGUUUAAUAAAAUUCUCCAGACUGUAUUAUUAGUAUUAGAAGGGAACGAAGAAAAGAUAUAUAAAGAUAUUUAGAAUAAAUUAGAAGCCUCAUUUUUAAUAAGCUUCUUAAGUUUAAGUUUUGAACAACUUAAUAUUAGCAAUAUAAAUGAUCUUGAAAUGUAUAAAUUCAUUAACCAUCAAUUAUAGAUACUUAUUAUAAUAAGAUAAGAUAUUUAAUUCAGACAUGCUUAGAAUAUUAAAUGUAUGUAUUAUUGAAUAAAAAAUGGCUUCUUAUGAAUAGAGUCGAUGGAUUUAAUAAUUUCAUGAACAAUUAAGUGUUAAUCCUACAAUAAAAGCUAUAUAUGAUCAUCUAAUAAUUUUAGUAUAAAAUAUUCUAUAAAAUAUAGAUUCACCACAUUGAAAUAGUAUAUUAAGGUAAGUCCAUGACAGUGUUUUUUCCUUAUCAUCCCCUUUUCAAUUUAUUAUCCGAAUAAUCAAAAGAAGAUUUGCUUUUUUAAAUUAAUAGAGAAACCUAAAGAGAUAAAUUAUUAGGUUUGCUCAAUGCAACAAACAUUUUAUUUUAUGAUUUAGAACAUAACUAUAAAUUAAACCAUUAUAGAAUUCCUAUAACUUAGAAUAAUUUAAAUGUGAUGUAAAAUUUAUCCUCUAUCCUUGCUUUGCUGAUAAAUUUAUCAAUGGUACGUUUUUAUAUAAUAAAGUUAGAUCUUUUUCUAUACAGUUAUUGUAAAAGGAAAUACAUUCUUAUUAACUUCAACAUUGUAUAAUUCAUUAAUAAUAAAAAUGUUAUCUGUGAGCUAACUCUUUGCAUAAAUUAUUUUAUUUAUAAUGGUUAGUUUCUAAAGAAUUCCAAUUUAUUUAAAAAAAAAUAGUAAAGGAAAUGAUAAAUUGAGUCUUUUAUUGGUAUUUAUUUAAGAAGAUACUUGUUUAUUAUUGUUUAUUUUGGUAUUAUUAUCCUUUUUUGGAGCUUUUAUUAAUAGCACAGUAUUUGUGAUUCAUUUAGUUGAAAUAUUUAGUAGAGUAGCUAUUUUAAAAAAUGUAUUUUAAGCUAUUAGUUAUAAUGCUAAACAAUUAUUAGUUGUUGCUUUUUUAGGAGUUCUUUUUGUAUUUGCCUUUUCAGUUAUAAGUUUUAGUGUUUAUUUUGAUGAUAUCUAUUAAGAAGAAUAAACUGAAACAUGUGAUUCAUUAAUUACUUGUAUGAUAACACUUAUUACUUCUGGAGUUAUAGGAAAUAGUAUGAUCAAUUGGGAUCCUUUAAAAUUCUUCUUUGAUAUGCUUUUUACUGUCUUUUUUGGAUUACUUUUUACUAAUAUUGUUUAAGGUAUAAUGAUAGACACUUUUGCAGAGUUAAGAGAUUAAAGAUAAAAAAUUGAAGAAGACAUAAAAAAUAGAUGUUUUAUAUGUGCAGCUUAAAGAGGUGAAUUGGAAAAUAAAAAUUAAUCAUUUGAGUAACAUAUCUAAGAUAAACAUCUAAUUUGGAAUUAUGUGUUUUAUGUUAAAUGUUUAUAGUUAAAGGAAUGGACUGAAUAUACAGGAUUAGAGUAUUGGAUUUAUGAAAAAAUAAAAUAAGAUGAUACUAGUUGGUUUCCAGAAUCAGUUAUUGAUGGAAAAAAUAUGACUGAAAGAUUAGAUUAAAUAGAAAGCCUUUUAUCAUAAGUUAUUGUAUAUUAAGAAAAUAAUCCCUGA